This is a messenger RNA of Hemiscyllium ocellatum (epaulette shark), 7385 nucleotides long. RefSeq names its product ALG3 alpha-1,3- mannosyltransferase (gene alg3). The record is from RefSeq and is a predicted model, not a curated record. Gene Ontology annotation, cellular component: endoplasmic reticulum. Gene Ontology annotation, molecular function: dol-P-Man:Man(5)GlcNAc(2)-PP-Dol alpha-1,3-mannosyltransferase activity. The transcript has 9 exons. Bases 49 to 1365 code for a protein of 438 amino acids. NCBI's taxonomy places the organism in Eukaryota, Metazoa, Chordata, Chondrichthyes, Orectolobiformes, Hemiscylliidae.
ACCACCAGCCGGUGCGCGCGGACAGACAGACGGACGGACGGAGGGAGGAUGUUGAAAGCCCGGGCCCGCGCGGCUCCGUUGGGCCGAGCUCGCGGCCUCGCCUACUUGGGGAUGCUGUGGCAGGAGAAGCGCUGGCUCCUGUUCCGGCCGCAGUACACGCUGCCGGUGGCCGCCUGCCUCUGGCUGGCCGAGAUCUGGGUCAACCUGUGGGUCAUCCGGAAAGUGCCCUACACAGAAAUUGAUUGGAGAGCCUAUAUGGAUGAAGUGGAAGGUGUGAUUAAUGGAACAUAUGACUACACGCAGUUGAAAGGUGACACUGGACCUCUUGUAUAUCCUGCUGGGUUUGUUUAUAUCUUUGCGGUGCUGUAUUACAUCACAGAUCGUGGAGUAAACAUCCACCUUGGACAGUAUAUUUUUGCCAUCUUCUACCUCAUUACCCUGCUGCUGGUCUUCAGGAUUUAUAAUCAUACAAAAAAGGUUCCACCAUUUGUAUUUUUCUUCAUGUGCUGUGCCUCCUAUCGGAUCCACUCCAUCUUCAUCCUUCGACUUUUUAACGACCCUGUUGCCAUGAUGAUCCUCUAUGUAGCUGUGAACCUCUUUUUGAGCAAUCACUGGUCACUAGGCUGCUGUUUCUUUAGUUUAGCUGUUUCGGUAAAGAUGAACAUUUUGCUCUUCGCUCCAGGACUGCUAUUUCUUCUCAUCUCUGAGUUUGGAAUGUUAAAGGCCAUCCCAAAGCUUGGCAUCUGUGCUGUGUUGCAGGUAAUUUUGGGUUUGCCUUUCCUGAUGAAGAAUCCAGUUGGGUAUGUGGCAAGAGCGUUUGACCUUGGCCGCCAGUUUCUAUUUAAGUGGACUGUGAAUUGGCGAUUCCUGCCCGAAGAGAUAUUCCUGAAUCGUUAUUUCCACCUUACACUGUUGGUGGCACACUUGAGCAUCUUGAUUCUCUUUGCUGUCUACAGAUGGAACAAGUCUGAAGAACAAAUAUUUUCACUUCUGAAGUCCCCAGAAGCGAGAAAAACCCAGCACCAAGCUGUGACAGCGGAUCAAAUUAUAUUUGUUCUCUUUACCUCAAAUUUCAUUGGAAUAUGUUUCAGUCGAUCACUACACUAUCAAUUCUAUGUGUGGUACUUCCAUACUCUGCCAUACCUCUUAUGGAGCACACAUGUGAAAAAACUUGCUCAUCUUCUCAAAGUACUUAUUCUGGGAUUAAUUGAGCUUUCCUGGAACACCUAUCCAUCAACUGUGUACAGCUCAGUUUCACUCCAUGUCUGCCACCUGAUUAUUUUGCUAUCACUUUGGUUUGGUCAUGCUGACCUUGAGAAGAGUGCACCAACUGAUGACUCUGAUGUGGCAAAAAAGAAAAACUGAUUCUUUUGGACUUGAAAAUUACUAAAGGCAACAGUGAUUUCAGAAUUUAAUAUAGCUAGGGGAAAAAUUAAGGACAUGAAACUCUCAUAUGACCAGAUGGUAUGUUACAAAUUUAAGACCAUAAGUUCGUUAUUGAUGCCAAAAUAAUUUGAGAGAGUUGGAAGCUUGCAGCUUUGGUUUUCUUUGGAUGUCAUUUUGCACUGGUGAGCUGCAUCCUUUCUCUUUCCUCACCAUCCAUCAGGUUUUGGUUUACCAUUUUUGCUGAGAAGUAGGCCAACUUAUUGUCCUUUGAGAAUGAACAUGGAAUAAAACACCGAUAUGUAUGGAAUCUAUCAAUGCUAGUCAAUAGUAGUAGCUUUUGACUAGUCAACACCAUGUAACUUCCUCAUAUUAUUAUUUGUCUUUAACUUUUACUUCCUCAGCAAAAUCUUUCUAGGCUAAACAGGAAGUUCUUACAUGAUUUCACUUAUAAAAUAAGUGUCUUUAAUUUUAAGAGUUUAGUUUUUAAAGAUCAAAGUCUUUAAUUAUAUAGUAGCUUCAUUCUUGAUGUGUAACUUUUAAAAACAUUUUUAUAUAUGUUUAUAAAAUGCUUUUGAAUCAGUCUUUAAUUAAAUUGUGGGUAUAAAUGGGAGAGUAUCAAACAUUCAGUUAUAUCAGUAUGGGGGUUGUAACUGCAUAAAGAGAGCCACAAGCUGAGUUUGUAAAUGUUUCGUUAUCUGCAUUAGAUUUCUAUAUGCUGAUUCUCUUGAGUUAAAGGGCAAGUGUUGUUUCCAUGUUUCUGCUAUGUGAUUUGGGAGUCCUAAAGUGAGCUACAACCUGGGCAAAUUGCAUAAUUUUUUCAAGGUAUUGAGAAUAGGUCAAGUGUGUUAGUGUUCAUUUUUUUUCAAGCAUACAUUGUGAGAAUAGCACUGUAUAACUGGCAAAGAUUUCUUUCAGAAAUAACGUAUGGCUUCCAUAUGAUGAGGCUUGUCUUUACAUAGUAGGUACUCAAAUUUUGCUGAAUAGUCAUUAAGUUUAUAAGCUAGGGGAAAUAAUUUUAUGAAGAAACCUUCAAUAAUAAUUUCAGAGGAGACUUACUGGUUUGUCUCGUGAGGAAAGAUUGGACAGGCUGGCUUAUAUUAACUGAAGUCUCAAAGUGAAGAAUGACUCGAUUGAAGUUUAUUGAAUUCUGAAUCUCCUUAAUAAAGCGAACCUGGAAAUUAAAACAAAGAACUGUAGAUGCUGUCGAUCUGAAGCAAAAAAAGAAAUUGCUGGAGGAACACAGCAAGGCUAACAGGAAGAAAGCAGAGUUAAUGUUUCGAGUCCAGUGACUCUUCAUCAGAAAAUCUGAUGAAUUUCUGUUUUUGUUGUGAAUCUGGAAAUAAUGUUUCACCUUGUGGAUGAGUCAAUGAGAGGACAUUGUUUUAAAAAUAGAAAUCAUCCAUUUAGGACAGAUAUGACUGGAUCCUUUUACUGAUUACUUGAUUUUGGAACUCUGAAGGCAGAGUUAUUAAGUAUUUUUACUGUGGAGGCAAAUAGAUUCUUGUUAGAUAUUGGAAUCAAAGCUUAUUUGAGUAGACAGGAAUGUGGAAUUCGUAAACAAAUGGAUCAGCCAUGAUCAUUUUGAAUGGUGUAGCAGGCUUGACCUAAUUGUAUAUAUUUUUGUAUGAACAAGCCUCCAGUGCUUUCUGGGGAAGAUAAUUCCACGCAUUAACAAUGUGGUGGGAGAAAAAGAUUAUCCUCAUCUCCAUCACUCAAGGAAGAUCUUCUUUUCUUAAACUUGGGCAGGAUUUUAUCUUUUGUGACAAAGCAAAGCUUAUUGUUGUUGACUGUGAAGUGAGGCUUACUGGAAUCUAGCAGUCUCUCUUGUGAGCAUUUCAUCUCCCAUCUCUGUGCAGUGUUACUGAAACUUCUUCCAGAAAUUCCCCGUGUAAAAUUGGAAUUAUGUCAUCAAACUUUUCAACCACCAAUCAUAUCGAAGGAUAUUAGUAGACAUAAACAGGAAAUAAAAAGCAUUAAAAUAAAAUAACCUGUAAAUAAUUUUGCACAGAGCAGAUUUAAGAUAAAACAUACAAAUAUUUUGAGAAAAUUCUAAAAUAUUUAAAAUAUUUAGUUUAAACAUCUGCUAAUUAAUCAUUUAACAACACUACGUAAUAUUUUAGAGCUAAUUCUUUGUUCACCAAAUGUUAUUAUUCACCCAAGAACACCUAAUUGAACAAAGAGAACCUUUUUUAAGAUGUUACAGACUGUAUUAUGAAUGCAGAAAGUCAAAAUGGUCACUAAUUUCAAUGAUUGCUGGUUCUAGGGAUGUGACCACAGCACAACCUAUGGUGGAGCAUUGAAAGACUGCAACUUCAGCAUUUCUGUGCAUGUCAUAGUUUUAAAGGGGUAAUCAAUGCAGAAGGAGAGAAUUCAGCUUCGGCUUGUAAAAUGAACUCUGUUACUUUGUGCUAACCUUUUUUUUCCCCCAUAUCCUUGUAUGUUUAUUUUUAUCCUCCUCAUCCAAUGCCUUUUUGAAUGUUACAAUUGAGCAAUGUAAUGCAGCAAACAUUCUUCCUCUGUCGCUCGACCCAAUUCCUGGAACUCUGGGUCUGUUUCCAUGCUGUACAUCUUUGACUCUACGACUGUAACUCCUUUCCUAAUGCUAUCGAGGCUGUCCCUCUGUCCCCAAGACUGCAUCAGUUCAAGAAGGCAGCUCAGGGCCACCUUCAUAAAGGUAGUUAGUGACAGGCAGAAAAUUAGCAAUACCCACAUCCCAUAAAAAGCUGACAAUUUAGCAUUAAUACUGUGCCCAGCCAAUAAUUUAGUGUCAAAAAGAAAUAUUCAACAUCUUCCAUAACUGUAAAAGAUGUUAAUCAUUUAGAGCAACUCUCACAACAUGAAAUGUCUUCAUUUACAUUACUUAAAUUCACCUGUGUUCUGGAGUGGACAGAACUUUCAAUGCACUCUUAAUAAACCUAUUCUUAAAAUUGAUACCAAUUUUAAAGAGAAAAACAAAUGUCUUCAUUUCCUUCUAAAUUUUGGUACAUUUCUGACAGUGCACCAAACCACCAAAUGAAAUGUAAUUAUCUUUGGACAAGUGUAUUGUGUUUUGUAAGCAUCACUGUAUCAAUCAAUCGGUAUCAUUGAUCUACCAUUUUCAUUUACUUUUUUCUUGAGCUUUGAAACAUCUCCACUUGAGUCUUAAUUAUUCAGUCAAUGAAGUGUUUGUCAAAAUCUGAUCAUGCAAGCAGGGAUUUUUAUUUCUUAUUAUCUGAAAAGAAUGUCUAAUUUACUCAUUCUACGUCGGCAAAAAUUAGAAUCUUAAAUUUUCAAAAGAAUUUGUUUUCUGUUGCUUGUCUCUUUACUGCACCAAAGCUGAAAGCAAGAAAAUAAACUUUUAGGAAAUAGCUACUUAACUGAUUCUUGGUGACACUUCUGAUUUAAUUUUAAAUGUGAACUGUGCCGUUGGAUGCUUUGGCUUUCAAAUGAAACUUUAAGCUGAGACCCUAUCCAAUCCAUCAGGUGUGUAUAAAAUAUUCCACGGCAUUAUUUGGAGAGAAGUGGAGUUCUUCCUGAUGCCCAGGUCAACAUUUAUCUGUAGCUAUCAUUACUAAAACACACACAUUAUUUGGCCAUGAUCACCUUGUUUGCCCUAUGAAAGUUAUCUGUCAUGUUUCCCACAUUUUCACAGUGACUCCUUCAAAAGUGGCUGUAAAGCACUUUUAGGUUUUCUUGAAGUAAGGAAAAGCACAAUGUAAAUGCAAUAUUUUUAUUUUCAAAUUUAAUGCUGGAAAGAUUUAUCCCAAGGAGUUGUAUCAAUACUUUCCAACAGCAUUUCAUACAGCCCAUUAACCUCAACACACAAGACAUUUUUAUUUUGAAUUAAAAGUAAAUUAAAUGAUAGUGUGCCAUGUAAUUGUCAAAACUUGAGCAAUAUGUAUUGAUGCUUAGCACACAAAAUGGCCUGUUACAAGUAUAUUCUGUCAUUAACCUUGUAACAUGUUACAAGGUUUAUGUAGGAAAUCUCUUUCUUUUGGGCGACAUUUGUAGGAUCCUCUGAAUAAGGGACGGUUUCAAAGUGAGACACACUGGGAACUUAAUGUGACCAUGUUAAAAGAAUUUAGAAACAUAAAUCAAUAUCAAAAAUAAAAAUUCAAUGAAGGACAGUAUUUGAUUAAUGUCAUGUCAAGUAUGGGACCAUUCAGCACAGAAGGAAGCCAUUUGGCCCUCAUGCGUUUACGAGCUUUUUGGAGAAGCUACAAUUAGUAGCACAGCAAACUUGUUUCCAUAGUGUAGUGCAUUUUUAAACAGCAAUCCAUGCCUUUUGUUUUAAUUCUGAUAGGGUGAAUGCAGCAAAAUCAAUCAAUCGGGCAGUGCAUCCCAGAUUAUCAUAAUUCACUGGGACUUCUUAUCUCCAUACUGAGAUUUUUGCUAAUUAUUUUAAAUAUAUUAUUAUCUAAUCCUGUGCCAGUAGAAACAAUUUCUCUCCAUCUAAUAUUAUCAAAACCCUUCAUAAUUUUAAGCACAACUAUUAAAUAUCUCAUUAUCCUUUCCUACUUUAUGGAAAAUAAUCCCAGUUUCUGCAGUCUUUCCAUGUAACUGACAUCCAUCACACGAUGUUAUUGUGUUAAAUUUUCUCUGUAUCAAAAACCUGGCCUUUCUAAAGUGUGAUGCCCAAAGUUGGUCACAAUACUCUAGGUAUGAGCUAAUCAAUUUUUUUCAAUGUUUAGUGCAUCUUUCUUUAUUCUGUACUUCUAUUUAAUAAGCUCAGAACCUAUCCACUUUUUAAAAAUGAAAUUUUCAAAGAUUUAUAUAUGUUUGCCUCCAGGUCUCUCUGAUCCUGUGCCCCUUUUAAAGUGGUUCCAUUUUACUUAUGUGCUCAUCAAAUUUCUCAUCCAAAAUAUAUCACCCCACACUCCAUACAAUUCAUUUCAUUUGCAAUACAUCUACCCAUUUCACAAUGUGCAUAGGUCUUCUUGUAGUUUGCUGCUCUGCUCUUCGUAUAUGACUAUAUUCCUCUGUAAUGUAAUGUUUAAAAUUAUGUAUUGUGUCCCCAAGUCUAAACAUUAACAUACAAAUGGCACCAAAAUUGGUGGCAUUGUGGACUGUAAAGAAUGUUUUCUAAGAUUAUGAAGGGAUCUUGAUGAAAUGGGUCAAUGGGCUGAAAAAUUGCCUGAUGGUGUUCAGUCUGCAUAAAUGUGAGGUAUUGCAUUUUGGUACAACAAACAAGGGUAGGGCUUGUACAAUCACUGGUAAGGACUUCGUUAGUAUUGUAGAACAGAGGGACCUAGGAGUGAUAGUACAUAAUUGUUUGAAGUUUGCAUCACCUAUAGAUGGGGUGGUUAAAAAGGGGUUUGGCACGCUUGCCUUCAUUGCUCAGUCCUUUGAGUAUAGGAGUUGGGGUGUUAUGUUGAGGCUAUACAGGGCAUUCAUGAGGCCUCUUCUGGAACAUUAUGUCCAGUUCUGGCUGCCCAGUUAUACGAAAGAUAUUAUUAGACUGGAGUGGGUUCAGAAGAGAUUUACCAGGAUGUUGCCAAGUAUGGAAGACUUGAGUUAUAAGGAGAGACUGAAUAGACUUGCACUUUUUCCACUGGAGCGUAGGAGUUUGAGAGGUGACCUGAUAGAAGUUUAUAUAAAAAAAAGAGAGAGAGGUAUUGAUAGAGUUAGUGGUAGUUGUCUUUUCCCUUGGAUGGGUGGUUUCAAGACGAGGGACAUAUUUUUUAAGGUAAGAUGAGAGAGAUUUAAAAAAGACAUGGGCAAAUGUUUUACAUAGUGAUUCACAUGUGGAAUGAACUUCCAGGGGAAGUGGUGGAUGUGGGUACAAUAUUUGUUUGAAAGACAUUUUGAUAAGUACAUGAAUAGGAAAGGUUUGGAGUGAUAUAGGCCAAGAGAAGGCAGGUGGGACUAGUUUAUGUUUAACAUGGACUGGUGGACCGAAGGGUCUGUUUCUAUGCUGUAUGACCAUAUCUCUAGGUGUACAGGUGUGCAAGCUAUCUCUCACUCGUCUUGGAUUUGUUUGUACAUUCCUACCAUGUUCAUAAAUAAAUACUGAAAUACAA